Messenger RNA from Exaiptasia diaphana, 1140 nucleotides. RefSeq lists its product as uncharacterized. The record is from RefSeq and is a predicted model, not a curated record. Lineage: Eukaryota; Metazoa; Cnidaria; Anthozoa; Actiniaria; Aiptasiidae. The transcript is spliced from 5 exons. The coding region runs from base 45 to 569 and encodes 174 amino acids.
GCUAUGUCUUUGUUUCUUCCGUAUUUUCGGAUUAUGUAAAGAAAAUGUUUGGGUUGCCUGUGUUGGCGCCAUUUCUGGACGGGUCGCGCCSAGGUGGGUCGCGCGCGUGCGAAAUUGCUUGUAGAUGGGACACAUGUGAAUGUAGCAAUUCACUUCAUCAGAAAAUGGAUUUCAAUGCGAGGUUUAACGAGAUCUUAAGACACAGUAUCAAAACUCAAUACCCGUGGAUUCCUACAGAUCACACCUUACCGCCAAAAAAMCAAGAUCCCCAACCGUCAUUUUCACAAGCACCUGAAAAUGUAGAUGAUGGCAUUGAUAAAGAUGAAAUAGCCAAAGUAUAUGAACGUGCGUAUGGGCAUUGUGAAUACAAGCGCAAAUCAGAACCACCUCAAGUAAAAUGCUAUAUUUGUGGACAAAAAGGACACAAGGCAAACAAUCACAGAACCUUGCCAUACUCGAAAAAGAAGCACACCAUCUACCUUGAAACUAGUCAUGAUACUAUUAUAGUCAAAGCAAACAAAAUCAUUUUUCAUUGUAAAGAAGAAACACAGAAAAAAGGAUUAAUCUGAGCCAAAAAGCUACAACUACAGUUAUUUUAAGUUUAUGGUCACCUUUCAGUGAUUUUUUUGUUGUUUAGAUUUUAAUGUUUGUUAAUUUGAGGUAGAAAACAUACAAUAUGGUAAGUUUCAGACAUUUCAACGAUCAAAUCUUUGUAUAUUUUUGCAAAACAUUGUAUUGCAUUUUGUCUUUGAGUUUUUUAAAAAUGUAUGCCUACAUUCUAUUUUCUGCAAAGUAUUAAGAAGCUUUGAAGAAUUAUUAUAGGUUUAAACAAAGCUUGAAAAUGUUCUUAAGCACAUAUCGUUUGCCAUAUAUCAGCUAUAAUUAUUUCGUUCCAUGUCUUUUCUUCAAAAUAUCUGCCAUACAAUUGUUUUUUAAAAAUAAGCUGCAGAAAGGCAGGAGAAAGACAUCUUACAAUAUUAUGCCUCUUUUUCAUGYKGUKUAUACGAACACUGYUGAGUUAAUAUUGGACAGAAAUGUACCUUUUUGUGUUGUGCAACUCUUGAUUUUUCCAACAAGGAGUGAUGAAAAUAAACUGAAAAAUGUAAUAAAAUAAAAAAAAUAUGGUCAGUACUAACUACA